UUUGCGGCUACUUGAGAGCCCGGCUCGGUGCGGGUCCUUGCUGGCAUCGAGGAAGCAGAUUGCGGAUAUCGGAAAGGAGGCAAGGUGAUUCCAAGAUGGCUUCAUCAUUCGCAGAAGCGGCCGCCAAAGCCGCUGCUCUGUCGGCUCCGCCAUCUGGGGAGCACGAUCUGGCGGCCAUUGGCUCCAACACAGACGAAGGUAGGUCGUCCGAUGUCACCGCGCAAGUGGAUGCACUCAACACCCAGUCGCAAGGGCAGGCGUUCUGGCCAUCUGCACAUGCUACCUCUUCAACAGAGCCAUCCGUAGAUCACCGCAUCAAGCAUCUCAUCCUCGAUGCGUCGCCUCUUCUCACGCAAGCGCCCGUGCAAGCAUUGAAGGCGCAGCGCAUCUACAUUCCCCCGCAGGUCGUCGCCGAGCUGCGGGAUCCGAAGGCACGAGCGCACCUCGACUGGCUUAAGCUCAGUGGGCAGGAGGUCGUCAUCAGGGAAGGAGGGCCUGAAGCGAUGCUGAAAGUUAUCGCGUUUGCGAAAAAGACGGGAGACUACGCGGUCCUGUCGCAUGCGGACUUGUCUGUCUUGGCGCUGACGUACGCACUUGAGGCCGAGGAGCACGGAACGUGGCGCAUUCGAGACGAGAUCGGGGGGGCGACUGGGCAGCAAAAGCACGAAGCGGAAAAGGUUGAGCAGCUGCGAAAGGAGGGAAAGCUUCCACCGGCGAGAGAGGGUAAGAGCCACGGGAAAGGAAAAGGAAAGCGGGCCGAGGCAGAGACAAGAAAUCCCGCAACGGAAAGCCAUGUGCCAGCCGCUUCUCAGGAAGCAGCGCCGGAGCCAGAGACAACUCAGCCUCCGCCCGCGGACGCAGCAGAUCGCGUACAUUCCUCAUCCAAAGACUGCAUCGCAGCUGGGUAUGACACUGGCGAAGCCAAUCAAGCGACAGGACCCUCAAAUGCCACUGAUGUUGCGGAAGAGGACCCUAGCGACGAGGAAGACGAUGGUGGCGAAUGGAUCAAUGCAGAAAACCUGACAGAGCACCGAAACCUGGCGCUAGGAAUUGUGACGCAAGAGUCCAAGUUGUCUAAGGACGAAGCGCAGCGCUUGAACGCUGGAGAGGAGCCGGCGUCGGCCAACAGUAAGGGCAGGAGCAAAGCUAAGAAGCCACCGCGGCCGAUGAGCGUCGCAUGCAUCACCUCGGACUAUGCGGUGCAGAACGUCAUGCUCCAGAUGGGUCUCGCCCUGAUCAGCAUGUCUGGGCAGCGCAUCACGCAGGUCAAGAGCUGGGUUCUCAGAUGUCAUGCCUGCACAAAAAUCUGCAAGGAUCAGGAGCGAAAGUUCUGCCCCUCGUGCGGCAAUCCAACACUGCUUCGCACGUCGGUUACGUCGAUGGCGCCUGGCGCGGGUGUCGGCUCGUCUGCGGUCUCUGGCAGUGCUGCCUCCAUGGGCCUCCAGGUCCACCUCAAGCAGCACUUUCAGUACAAGAACCGCGGGACGGUCUAUCCGCUGCCGGCGCCCAAGCCAUCUUCAUCGUCGGCACUCAAGCAGCAGCCGGCACGCGGCGGGGUAAAGCACAAGCCCGUGCCGAUCCUGCGCGAAGACCAAGUCGAGUGGCAGCGUGCGGUCGCACACGAAAAGGUGCGCAAGGAAAAGCAGGAGAGGGCAAUGCUCAAGGCGAUCGAGAAGAGCGGAGGCAGGAAGGACGCCUUUAGUGCCCGAUUUGACGACCCAGACUGGAUGCCAGACAUGCUCUUAACUAGCGGGAAAGGUCGUCGCGCCGCGGGCGACGGACUCCCAGCGCUUGGCCUCGGGCGCAAGAACCCCAACGAGCGCAAAGGACCCCGGAGAUGAGAUGAUUUCCUGUACUUUUGCAUUUGUUCACAUACACCUCGUAUUGCAGCAAC
This is a messenger RNA of Tilletiaria anomala UBC 951, 1894 nucleotides long. RefSeq lists its product as uncharacterized. Gene Ontology annotation, cellular component: preribosome, small subunit precursor. Gene Ontology annotation, biological process: ribosomal small subunit biogenesis; maturation of SSU-rRNA. The record is from RefSeq and is a predicted model, not a curated record. Gene Ontology annotation, molecular function: RNA endonuclease activity. The transcript has 3 exons. NCBI's taxonomy places the organism in Eukaryota, Fungi, Basidiomycota, Exobasidiomycetes, Georgefischeriales, Tilletiariaceae. Bases 96 to 1841 code for a protein of 581 amino acids.